This is a messenger RNA of Umbelopsis ramanniana AG, 1441 nucleotides long. RefSeq lists its product as uncharacterized. The transcript is spliced from 2 exons. Gene Ontology annotation, molecular function: stearoyl-CoA 9-desaturase activity; iron ion binding; heme binding. Bases 44 to 1342 code for a protein of 432 amino acids. NCBI's taxonomy places the organism in Eukaryota, Fungi, Mucoromycota, Umbelopsidomycetes, Umbelopsidales, Umbelopsidaceae. The record is from RefSeq and is a predicted model, not a curated record. Gene Ontology annotation, cellular component: endoplasmic reticulum membrane. Gene Ontology annotation, biological process: unsaturated fatty acid biosynthetic process.
CUCCACUCCUACUGUUCUUUCGUCUUUUGUGCCAACUUCAAAUAUGUCGAGUACUUUAGCCCCUGCUGCUGCUCGAGUUUACACCAAGAGUGAAUCGCCACGACCACCUUUCCCCAAAGGCGAAUUGCCGCCUAUGUUCGACGACAAGGUCACCUCUCAAAAUUGGCAUAAGAAAGUCAAUUGGAUUCAUUUCACUCUGUUGGUUGGUACUCCUCUUAUUGGCCUCUAUGGUGCUCUCACCACCACUCUCCAGACCAAGACUUUGAUCUGGUCCAUUAUCUAUUAUUACAUCACUGGUCUCGGUAUCACUGCUGGAUAUCAUAGAUAUUGGGCACAUCGUUCAUACCGUGCCAGCGAACUCUUCCGUUGGAUUCUUUGCCUUGCUGGAAGUGGUGCUGUCGAAGGUUCCAUUCAAUGGUGGUCUCGCGGUCAUCGUGCUCAUCACAGAUGGACCGAUACCGACAAGGACCCCUAUAGUGCCCACAGAGGUCUCUUUUUCUCUCACUUGGGAUGGAUGCUUGUCAACCGCCCUAAGAACCGUAUUGGUUAUGCCGAUACUGCUGAUUUGAAAGCCGACCCCAUCGUCAAAGUCCAACAAAAGCACUACCCUUGGUUCGCCUUGGUCAUGGGUUUCAUUUUCCCUACCUUGGUUGCUGGUCUUGGCUGGGGUGAUUACCGUGGUGGCUAUUUCUACGCCGGUGUUCUCCGUCUCGUUUUCGUUCACCACGCUACUUUCUGCGUUAACUCUCUUGCUCAUUUCCUUGGUGACACUACCUUCGAUGAUGAACACACUCCCCGUGAUCAUUUCAUCACUGCCUUGGUCACCAUGGGUGAAGGUUACCACAACAUGCACCACUCCUUCCCUCAAGAUUAUCGCAACGCUAUCAUGAUUCACCAAUACGACCCUACCAAGUGGCUCAUCUGGUUAUGCUCAUUGGUUGGUUUGACUUACGAUCUCAAGGUCUUCCCUGCCAACGAAAUGACCAAGGGAAGAAUUUACAUGGAAGAAAAGAAGAUUGAAGCCCAGAAGAAGAAGCUCAAGUGGGGUAUUCCUCUUGAACAACUCCCCGUCUUCAGCUGGGAUGAGUUCCAAGAAGCCGUCAACGAGAAGAACUGCAAGUGGGUUUUGCUCGAAGGUAUUCUCUACGAUAUCGAAAACUUCAUGGAGGACCAUCCCGGUGGUUUGUCCUAUAUCAAGGGUUUUGUCGGCAAAGACGCUACUGGAGCCUUCAAUGGCGGUGUCUACAACCACUCCAAUGGUGCUCGCAACCUUCUUUCCACCAUGCGAUGCGGUGUUGUCGAAGGUGGUAUGGAAGUUGAAAGCAUGAAGAAGCAAAACUAGAUUAUACAAUGCACUUCCUAUCAAACCCACAAAAACAUAUAACUGCAUGCUUUUUUCCUCUUUCACUUACAGCACUUGCCACUGUACCAUUAUCUUUUC